UUUGUUCACCGGGAAAGUCCGAUAGGACAGAGCCAGUUCUCAAGGGAAGGUCUGGUGAUAAAGGGUCGAUGCAUGUUUUUGUACUGUGAAAGGAAUCCGGAGCACCAGAGGAAACGCAGAGGGUAUGCAAACUUCGCAGGCGCCCCAGCUGAGACUCGAACCGGAGAUUCCUUUUCUGUGAGAUCAUGCACCAUUUACCUUUAAUAAAUGAAACUGAAACAAAAACGAGAUGAGCUGUGAACUGAAUUACUAAACAGCGCUACACGAGAAGUAAGAAAAACUUUAAACUUUUCGUCUUUUCAUUUGAACUAAAAGGCUCUUGAUGGAUCAAGUAACUGAAGGCAGUCAUAUGUUCAGCGUCCCUUUGCCCAGACAGAAUCGUGUUUGCCUGAUACCGGUCAUUUUGCCAAAUGUCAGCACUCCCUGUUCCACUGCAAGUCGCCUGCCAGCAGGGAGAAAAAGGGCCUCUCCACAGGAGAGCACGGAACCCAAAGUGCCCAUGUAUCAGUAUGUCCUGCCAUGUACAUCACCUGUUCCGUUCAAAAGCAACUCUUCGGACAAUAAAGUGGUGAUUAAAGUACUUGUGGAGAGCACCAGUACACCUACCCAAGCACAGAUUCUGCCCCAGAUAGAUGAUUCUAGUCUGGGGCAACCACAUGAAAUUCUAGACUUAUCUCUUUUGAGAGAGGAAAUUACUGUUGAAUAUCCAUGGAUGAACCAAGCACGUUCUCACAUACACCAGAAAGAUGACAUAAGAAUAUGUGAUGUAUUUCUUCUGGGUGGCUGCAGCAGAGUCUAUGCCUGUCCCUUCCACCAUACACCAUUACCUUACCACUGGCAGAUGAGACGAAGAGAUACAAAAUACUGGAUUAGCAUGGGAGGUUUGUGUCAAGAGCAGCUGGAGAGAUUAUACUGCAAUGUGAAGAACGAAUUUGUGACUCUAAAGGCUGGUGACAGGGUGACUUCACUGAACCUUCAGACCCUGUGGCUGACUGACAAUCUAUUUCAAUAUGACAAGGUUCGGCGCCUCUCUAACACCACGGAUGAUGAAAUUAACCCUUACUUUCCUACCACAUGGCUUUUGUUCUGGGAAGAGAUGGGAGAAUGGAAGCCGUAUGAUGAGCCACUUGCGACUGAACUAAAUGCAGCCUUUGAAAAGGGAAUGUGGAAUCAUGCAUUUGUGGCAAAUGGCAAGAAUUACAACAUCAAUUUGAAGGGAUUCAUCCAGAGAAACAUCACAACUGGUUAUUGUCGCUACAUUCGUCGACGACCAAUCUUCCGGUCAGAAAUGGACAUGCAUCCUUACUUAAAAACAAUAACUGAUAACUACAUGGCUUCUCCAAGUGAUCCAUGCCCAGAGGUCUCCUCAGCAGAUCCCUUUGCUCCAUCUAUCAGUGAAUAUCCACCCACUUGGGUGGCUACUCCUGCAGAGAUCCCUUAUACUCAAAUCUUAGUACUGAGGUCAGAAGUAUCAUACAGAAAGAUUUACCACAAGUUCUUUGAAACUAUGUCAGAGUCAGAGGUGAUGGUUGAAGCUAUUUACAAAAUUCAAAAUGACUUCCUUUGGAAUAAGUACAGCAGCCAAAAGAAAUUCAUGGCUCGGAACUUGAAAGGUGAGGAAACAUCCCAGCUUGAGAAACACUUGUUCCACGGAACCACUGAAAACUCUGUGACAGCCAUAUAUAAACUGAACUUUGACCCCCGUGUGUCAGGAAAGAAUGGCACACACUACGGAGAUGGAACAUAUUUUGCUCAAAAUGCACAGUACUCCAAUACCUAUGCAAUACCAUCGAACAAUGGCUGUCGUUACAUGUUCCUGGCAAAGGUUCUGGUGGGAAAGUAUGCCCGAGGCUUCUCAUCAUACCGUCGCCCACCACCUCUGCAGUCAUCUUGCCCUGACAGUAGCCUCUAUGACUCUUGUGUAGACAAUGUCAUAAACCCCACAAUCUUUGUUAUCUUUGACAGCUGUCAGUGCUACCCACACUUUCUAAUUAAGUACAGAAACUUAACAAAUCAGGUGCAACUGGACAGUUAGAAAUUGAGUGACGCAGAGCAGAAACCAAGAAAAAUAUAAGUGCAGCAGGCAUAAAAGUGCAUCGUAUUUUCAACUACUAGAGUGAUAUUGGAAAAAAAGUAAAUUAUUAUAUUUUUAUUACUUCUGUUCUACUUUCUUCUUGUUUAUAUAAGUAUCUGUUGAUGCCACAAUCACUCCUGAACCUCUCCAUUCCUCUUAUCCUGUUAUGUACACACUGCAAGCUGCAAAGUUCUUAAGAGACUCCUAUGUACCUGGCAUUAGAUGGUACAAUGUUCAUACCAGGAUACCACAAGACAUUUGCAUAACACUCAUUUGUGAAACAUGACUGAAACCCACCUCCCAAAAAUAUUUGCAUGACUGAAAUCCACCUCCCAAAAAUAUCUGUCUCCACUUUGCAAGCAACCAAAUUAUCCCUCUGGAUCACCUUGGUAUCAGAACUGGUGGCAGGUGUGUGCUUCCAUCUCCGUUAGAAAAUGUAACCACUUUAUUGAUAACUGACAGUUUUGGCUCAGGCUAGCUUACUGCAGACAAAUCCUUAAACCAUAACUCCAUGCUGUUCUUUUCUUGGAUUUUUCGAGUUUCUUAAAGACUUAUCACAAAUAGAAAUAACAGCUUAAUAUUCAAAGACUAAUUUUUUAGUCCACAGCAUUUUCCAAUGGCUCCCAUGUCUGUGACCAUUUGGCUCAUUCAUUAUUCUCAGUAUUAUGAGCCAGGCUUCAUCAGCAGGGCAACAAACCCAAUAUCCAAACCAAAAAAACUAUCAGUUAACAGGUCUUGCUCCUAAUCCCAUUGAGUGGAAUGCAGUAACCUUUUCUUGGUCAGUAAACACUAACAGCUGUCCUGUACUGCAUCAGAAAACAUCUAUGCCACCUGCAAUGUACUUCUAUGCAUUGAUUUGGUUCAGUUCUGCCAAACUCCUGGCACAAAGUCUUCUGCUGCUGUUCUAAUGCAAUGUGUUCAAAUUAUUUUUUCUUUCCUUCUGAAGGGCUAAUGGGGAAAUGUGAAUGACUACAGAACUGCUGAUAAAUGCUUAAACAAAGGGACAGUGCAUGGGCUUUCUGGAAAUAAAUCCUUUGGAGUGAUGACCACAUCUAGUAUAUUAGCCAUCACAGUCAAGAAAAAAAAGCCAUUAGACUACAGAAGGCAAUGUAUUUGCAUCAUAAUCUAUAUCGUCCUGUUGUGCAAAUAAGUUAAGAUAUGAAGUAAGCAAAAAGAAAAAUCCAUGGUAUCCCUUCAAGUCCAGAAAACCCAGUAUGCAAGCUAUACUUGGUCAAAAACAAACCAAGCAGAAACUUUGCAGUGUGGAGGGUGUGAAGUUCAUUAUCUGAAAUAUGUUAUGCACCGAGUUCACUAAAAAAAAAAUCGAACUUUAAAAUGCACGCUACAAAAUAAUAAAAUAAUAGGUAGUCCAUAGUUGAGUUAAGAAUGGAAUAUCCUUUAUUGAAACAAACAAACAAGCGAUCCUAGUUGAGUGUAAUGAAAAGCAUUAAAGAUAUUCAUUCAUUUUUAUAUAAUCAGGGUAUUUAGAGCAAGGGACUGGUUACAGAGGAUGGUUCUGCUAAGAGUAAUUAAAGCAUUAAACUCAUUCCUUUAUCCAAGUUGGCCUUCCCCCUUAGCACCGUAGUGUAAACUGUGACUGUGCUACCUUAGAACUGAAAAUUAAAAUCUAGAGACAAAUUAAAAUAUGCAAUAUAAGAGCAGCUUAUUAAGGCUAAGCUACUAUUAAGCUACUAAUACAAAAUGCAUUAAUUAAGAAACUCACUGACAGUAUGACCAAUUAACAAACAAAUUGAUUUACCACCUUUUUGUUAAUCAUUUUGUUAGUGAGUUAGUUUCUUAAUUAAUGAAGUUUGGGUUACUAGGUUAGUCUUAAUAAGCUGCUCUUAUAUAUUUUAUUAUUUUGUAGUAUGUAUUUUAAAGUUCAGAUUUUAUUACUGAACUAGGAGCAGAACACAUUUCAAGGAGUGAACAUCACACCUUCCGCACUGCGAAGAUAUGAAAUAAACUGACAGGCCGAACUAAAGCUUCUUGUAAUUCUGUCUCAUUUAGCCCAGACGUCUUCAGUUCAGAAUUCUGGAAUCUUCCACACAUGCCCAGUACUUCAUCCAACAUACUACCUGCUAGACAAUAUGAGCCUUAUACAUCACCUAACCGAGGAGUAUAUCCAGGAAAUAAACUCCUAGAAUCGUUACCAAAACACAGCAGUUCGUGUGGUAAUGAUAUCCGUCCAUGAUUUGUCUAAAUAUGUAACAACCACAUUGUACACCAAUUUUGCUACAUCUUCAACCUCUUGUAACAUACCAUAAUCCCAAUCCCUUAAUGCACAGCACCAGCGAUUACCUCUAACUGCAAGCCCAUUUCACUACUGCCCCACCUCCAACUACAGGCCUAUUUCACUGGGGCCCCAUCUCCAACUCCAAGCCCAUUUCACUGCUGCUCCACCUCUAACUACAGGCCCAUUUCACUGCUGCCCCACCUAAAACUACAGGCCCAUUUUACUGCUGCCCCAACUCCCACUACAGGCCCAUUUUACUGCUGUCCCACUUCCAACUACAGGCCCAUUUUACUACUACCCCACCUCCAGCCACAGGCCCAUUUCACUGCAGCUCCAUCUCCAACUAAAGGCCUUUUUCACUGCUACCCCACCUCCAACUAAAGGCCCAUUUCACUACUGCCCCACCUGCAACUACAAACCCAUUUCACUGCUGCCCCACCUCAAAGUGCAGGCCAGUUUCACUCCUGCCGCACAUCAUUAAACUGCUUGAUAAAGAAGUGCCCAUUAUGUGUAUGCGAAUAAUAUUCUGUCCCUGCACCAGCAUGGCUUUGUGACAGAGAAACAGAUGUUUCUCUAGUCUUUAUUGAUGACCUUCUUUCAUACAUGUUAUGUUAAUCCAACAUUUCUAGUAAAUUCCUGUGUUUCCUCCACCUUUGGAACAUUCACUAACAAAUGAUUUCAGAGCGAACAUUUAGCGUGUAUGCCAGCAGGACCUUCUCUCCCCAACAACCAUUUUAUCAAGGGUACCUUAAAGGCUCAGCACUCAGCUCUGUGCUUUUUCCUCUAUUCAUAAGCCAUCUACUCACUGAUCUCUACCACUGAAACAUUAUUUUUUGCACCGACAACUUGAUAAUGCACAAAUGUGCUUCUUAUUGUCCUAACAAAUUUACAGACAGGCCUGAGCAGUCUCUCACAGCAGUAUCACUGUCCUAACAAACCUACAGAUGGGCCUGAGCUGUCUGUCACAGUUGUAUCACUGACCUAAGAAGCCUACAGAAGGGCACAGUAGUAUCACUGUCCUAACAGACCUACAGACAGACCUGAGCUGUCUGUCACAGUGGUAUCACUGACCUAACAAGCCUACAGAAGGGUACAGUGAUAUCACUGUCCUAACAGACCUACAGACAGGCCUGAUCUGUCUGUCACAGUGGUAUCACUGACGUAACAAGCCUACAGAAGGGCACGGUGGUAUCACUGUCCUAACAAACCUAAAGACAGGCCUGAGCUGCCUGUCACAGUCGUAUCACUGACGUAAGAAACCUACAGAAAGGCCUGAGCUGUCUGUCACAGUGGUAUCACUGACCUAACAGGCCUACAGAAGGGCACAGUGGUAUCACUGUCCUAACAGACUUACAGACAGGCCUUUGCUGUCUGUCACAGUGGUAUCACUGACCUAACAGGCCUCUCUCACAGUGGUAUCACUGUCCUAACAAACAGGGGUGGGAGGUUGGCAAAAUGGUUAAGGCGUUCACCUUGCAGACACAAGGUGCAGGGUUUGAUUCUCACAUGUGGUAACUGGCUAGACUUAAAAUGGCCCACAAGGGCAGUUAGCCUAGUACAAAUCUAUGAACCUAUGAACCUAAACCUACUGAAAGGCCUGAGCAGUCUCUCUCACAGUGGUAUCACUGUCCUAACAAGCCUACAGAUAGGCCUGAGCAAUCUUUCUCGCAGUGGUAUCACUGACCUAACAAGCCUACAGAUAGGCCUGAGCAGUCUUUCUCACAGUGGUAUCACUGUCCUGACAGACCUACUGAAAGCCCUGAGCAGUCUCUCUCACAGGGGUAUUACUGCCCUAACAAACCUACUGAAAGGCCUGAGCAGUCUCUGUCACAGUGGUAUCACUGCCUUAACAAACCUACUGAAAGGUCUGAGCAGUCUCUCACAGUGGUAUCACUGUCCUAACAAACCUACUGAAAGGACUGAGCAGUCUCUCUCACAGUGGUAUCACUGACCUAACACACCUACUGAAAGGCCUGAGCAGUCUCUCUCAUAAUGGUAUCACUGACCUAACAUGCCUACUGAAAGGCAUGAGCAGUCUCUCUCACAGUGGUGUCACUGCCUGGCAAACCUACUGAAAGGUCUGAGCAGUCUCACACAGCAGUAUCAUACAACAGCUUUUGCAUUCACUGUGAGAGAGACUGCUCAGGCCUAUCUGUAGGCUUGUUAGGUCAGUGAUACCACUGUGAGAGAGAUUGCUCAGGCCAAUCUGUAGGCUUGUUAGGAAAGUGAGACAGGGGUCCAGGGAAGUAAAUAGUGUGGGAAGAAAUAGCCAGGGAAUUGUUAUGGCUAGGCUUGUAUAGGCGCUAGGGCUGAUAGCCUAGUACAAUCCUGUGAACCUAUGAACCUAUAAACUAACCAGAAUUGAAGACCAUUAUCCAACUAUACCUCAUCAUACUUGCCGCAACCAAGAAACUGAAUGUGUAUCCAGAUCCAGAGACAUGAGUUGAAUUCUAGACACUCCGCUGUUAGUCUACACUAAAAUCCUAAAAUUAAAGAUAAGUAACAUUUUCUGUGACCGUUGCAAAGUCUUCAGAUAUGUCACACCAGAAAAGAGGCUUACCUAGUCUAACCUCAACUAGAAUACAGCUUUCCUCAUUGCCAAAAAAUGUGUAAAACCUCAAAUCAGCAGAGUCAUUUUAUUCUUCCCUCGCCUCUUUAAAUUCCACGCUAGUUUCUUAAUAGUGCAAGCAAGCUACCUAUCUUUAUUUUCAAAUCUUACAACAUCGUAUCCCCUGUCAUUACAUCCAAGCUAUUAAAAAAAGCCUCUCUCACUCAGAUAUGGUCACAUUCCUGCAAAGAUCCCAAUACUUCUCACACAUUCUCUAGUUUAGGACAAAAGCUACAAGCUACACCCCCUAGCAGCAUAACUAUCCUACUGUUCAAGAAUUUAGAUUAAACUUGUAGCUCAUUUAACCAAAGAGGUAAUCUAUACUUACUUUAAACAAUUUGCAAUAACUGAAAUUUUACAUCGUGUUACUCAGAUUGUAUAAAACCAUCUUUCUCAGCUGACUUGCUAAUGUAUUUUAUAAAUAAUGAUCACAGUGUUACUAACUGAAACAUGGUAGAGAAUCCUUUGUACAAGUUGUUUUCCUUUUUACUGACAAAAACUUAAAACUGUAUUCAGAUCUACCUGUAAAUAAUUUGCUUGUGCUUAUUGUAUUUAUACAACAAAACAUGCAAUGAUCUUUAUUUUUUAGUGUAUUACAUUGUGAACCUUGCACUGUCUCAUUCUCUGUUAAGGUGUUGAAAGUGUUCCAGCAGUGUAACAAGUAGGAAAACAGUUACAUUUACUAACAACGUAAUGUAUUGAGAGUGUUCCAGCAGUGUAACAAGUAAGCAGCAAAAACAGUUACAUUUACUACAAAACGACAUGUAAUGUGUUGUUUCAGCAGUGUAACAAGUAAGCAAAACAAUUGUUAAAUUUACUAGAAAGCAGUAUGUAAUGUGUUGAGUGUUUCAGCAAUGUAAUAAACAAAACUAUUGUUAAAUCUACUACAAAGCAGCAUGUAUUGAGACUGUUUCAGCAGUGUACAAGUAAGCAAAGCUAUUGUUAAAUCUACUAUGCCACACGUGUUGAGAGUGUUGCAUAAAUUUAGUAAUUAAAGCUAUUGAUAAAUUUACUACAAAGCAAUAUGUAAUGUGAGAAUGUUGCAGCAAUGUCACAAGUAACCAAAACUAUUCUUAAAUUUACAAUAAAGCAACAAGUAGUC
Molecule: messenger RNA, 8020 nt
Organism: Protopterus annectens (West African lungfish)
Lineage: Eukaryota; Metazoa; Chordata; Ceratodontiformes; Protopteridae
Product: protein mono-ADP-ribosyltransferase TIPARP-like
Exons: 6
Coding region: 323-2035 (570 amino acids)
Molecular function (GO): NAD+ poly-ADP-ribosyltransferase activity
Source: RefSeq, a predicted model, not a curated record